Messenger RNA from Pseudogymnoascus destructans, 318 nucleotides. RefSeq lists its product as uncharacterized. Lineage: Eukaryota; Fungi; Ascomycota; Leotiomycetes; Thelebolales; Thelebolaceae. The record is from RefSeq and is a predicted model, not a curated record. The transcript has a single exon. The coding region runs from base 1 to 318 and encodes 105 amino acids.
AUGUUGGGCAUUAUGAGCCAUAGAAUGAAUGGCGCAGCAUUCGGACAACUGUCAUGGGCUGGCUACUUCGGUCAUAUUCAGCUCCGUUGGCAUCUUGCACCUCGCUGUCGCACUCUGAUGAGGGUUCUUGAUUAUGGGUUGGGCAUAUUUUAUCCUUCCUCUUUAUCCAAGCUAAGCCACACUGCGCCCAGCGAUCUUACCACCCCUUGCACGCACAAAUACACGUCGUUGAAAUUUUCAAAACCCUACCCUCAUCGAUUUCAGGCGAAACCUCUCACCGUUCUUUUGGAUGGCUUCAUUGUUACCCAGUCAGGUUGA